AACCUGACCAAGUUGUCCUCUCAGUACCUUCUCCUUUGUAUACUCUCAUCCUUUACCCGCAAUGUCUAAUACCAUCAUCAACACUGCUCGCUCGAUACUUGUGGAAUCGGCUUCGCUGGGCUCUGAAGCCAUCAUGUCAGGGGCUUGGGCCUAUCCUUUCCUUGGUAUCAGCUAUGUCGCGUCGCAUCCGCAGCUAUACAAGUCGGUCGUACCGAUCGUCACCAAAGCUGCACUGGCAUCACUAGGGAUCACGGCUGGAAUGUUCUUCUUUACCUGGGUACCCCAAGUGGCAAUUUGUGCUGUAUUCUCCGGACCCUUCGCACCUAUACCUGCAACGAUUAUGGUUCUCUUUGAGUCUUACCUGCUAGUGUCAUUCGUGACCAAGUCGUUCUUCCUAUCCGCUGGACAGGAUAGACUAUUUGACGCUGUCUUGCUGCAACAGGGCAAUGAAAAACUUGUGGCAAAUGGCCGAGAGAUACGGACGACGUCGAGUGGCAUGAAGAUCAUGGGGAAACCUCUUUCUUUCACCAAACGAUUCUCGUCCGAUGGAAUCAUUCGUUACCUGGUUUCAUUGCCUCUCAAUUCCAUUCCUGUUCUCGGUACAGGACUGUUCUUGGUAUACAAUGGAAGUAAAACGGGACCCGCCUUCCAUGCACGAUACUUCCAGCUAAAGAAGUACGGUUCCCAACAGGCCCACGAAUUUAUCGAGAAGCGGAAAGGGGCUUACACCGCUUUCGGAAUGUCUGCUCUUUUACUCAACCUCAUCCCUAUCGCAGGUUUUGCGUUCAACCUGACCUCGGCGGUAGGGGCCGCUUUGUGGGCUAGCAGAUUGGAGAAGCUUCACGUGGAUGUCAAUGACAAGACUGAUUACCGCCUGGAGAAACAGGCAUCUAAUAGCCAACCUGAUAUUCCAGUCCAGCUCAACUGAAGAAGUUCUUAGUACAAAUGUAGUUUCUCCUAAAUAAAGUGUUUGUGAAAGUGAU
Coprinopsis cinerea okayama7#130 is the source of this 983-nucleotide messenger RNA. RefSeq lists its product as hypothetical. The transcript has 5 exons. The record is from RefSeq and is a predicted model, not a curated record. Bases 62 to 928 code for a protein of 288 amino acids. Lineage: Eukaryota; Fungi; Basidiomycota; Agaricomycetes; Agaricales; Psathyrellaceae.